Coregonus sp. 'balchen' is the source of this 838-nucleotide messenger RNA. The record is from the annotation of a GenBank genome assembly. Lineage: Eukaryota; Metazoa; Chordata; Actinopteri; Salmoniformes; Salmonidae.
AUGACAUUGUCAGAACAGUUCCCACAGCAGCGGCAGAUCACCAUGACUGAAGUGGUAGCAGGGAAGACUGUGGCAAGCGCUGAAAGAAUCAAGGUGAGUGGUUUUACUCAAACUUUUCCUCCGCUAACCUUGGCUUUAGUAGGGUGGUCUGCACUCUGCUCUCCCCAGUCUGUCUGUGGAGAGCGCUCCUCAAAGCACUGAGUGCAAUUUGUCAGCUUUGCCAUUUUAAACUCUGUAAAACUUCAUACGGAUCUCGAAAGCACAAUCUUUCUGGAUUUUUUUAGAAAUGGUAAUACUGUUUUAAAAGUACAUAUCAACCACAAUACUCUGUUUUCUGUUCUUUUUCUGCCUUAUGAUCCUUUCAGAAAAAAAAGUAUUUUGAAGACAACUUAUGCAAAAUAAAUAUUGAUCCUCAAAUUGAAAGCGAUUGAUCAGCUUUGAAUCUAUAUGUUUUUUUUUGAGAGAGAGAGAGAGAGAGUGGGAAUGGGAGGUGCAUCUCGUGUUGAUAGCAAGCCCCAACCCUGAUGGAGAGGAGAGGUGUGUGUGAGUGAGUGAAUGUGUGAGUGGAUUAACAAAUAUUUAUUUUAUCUAAUUAAUUGGUGCAAUUGUUAUUUUUCAGAUUUGUGAAGAUUGGGUACGCACUUGCACAGCAGUCAGCAUGCCCCUUUCCAAAAGUGAUCAACCCUCAACGAGGCAGUUUCUGAAGGAGAAAGUCAUCAAUGUAGGUGCCAUCCCUGGAGACCACCAGCUACAGGAAAAGUAUUUGGGAGAUGUCUACUCAAGCAGCAUCUUGCAGGGAAACCAGUGGCAGUCAUCUUUGAUGAAACUCCAGAAAUGA